Aspergillus fijiensis CBS 313.89 is the source of this 1872-nucleotide messenger RNA. RefSeq names its product putative Gamma-butyrobetaine hydroxylase subfamily. The transcript has a single exon. Lineage: Eukaryota; Fungi; Ascomycota; Eurotiomycetes; Eurotiales; Aspergillaceae. The record is from RefSeq and is a predicted model, not a curated record. Bases 107 to 1732 code for a protein of 541 amino acids. Gene Ontology annotation, biological process: carnitine biosynthetic process. Gene Ontology annotation, cellular component: mitochondrion. Gene Ontology annotation, molecular function: oxidoreductase activity.
CUCCAUGAUCUCCUUCCCUUCUUUCCUUUAGUCCGGUCGCUAUAUAUAUAUGCUUCUGCCUCAUCUUGUGCAGCAGCGCUCGGAGCUCAGAUGAAGUGAGAUCGAAAUGGCGUCCUUGUUAAAAAGAAGCCUACUGCGAUCUCCUCGCAUCGCAACAGCUCUCACCCCCGCACUCCGCCGCAGCUACGCAAAGACACCAAGUCUAUGGCAGGAAAAGAAGGAGGAACCCGAGAUCUCAGCAGAGCAUGGACGGUCCCCUGCUCCAGUGAAUCCUUCCGUUCUCAUUUCAGAAUCUGAGUUCGACCCAGACGACCACCAAGGCGCCGCCCCCGAAGUUACUCACCCUGAACGUGACCGCACCACCGCCAAUGAAGAAGGUCGGCCGUCAGUCAGACCCUUGCGGAUCCCUAUCCAAAUCGAAGGUAAAUGGGUGGACGACAUCCAGGCGACACAGGAUGCUCUUCUGAUCAAGCAACCUGGACGGAGGGAGUUCUCGGUACUCUAUCACACGCUGCGCGAUGCAUGCAAAUGCUCGCAGUGCGUCGACCCGUCUACCAAGCAACGCAAUUUCCGCACCACCGACAUACCCCUUGACAUCCAGCCGCGGUCUAUCGAGAUCAAUCACAAGAGAAUGGUGGUAAAUUGGGACCGGGGAAUGGCAAAGGGCGAGAAGAUACACAGAUCCCAGUACGACAUCGAUCAUAUCAAACACGGUGUCUUCGCGCCCCUCCUGGAGGUUGCUAGCAGCAAGAGACGGUGGCGAAAGAUUUGGAACCGUGCGACGAUCGAAGAACAUGUGUACUGGGUCGAUUACGAGGAUUUCAUGCAGGAAAGUGAAGAAUUCGCCUUGGCCCUGCGGAGCCUGGCCGAAACGGGACUCAUCUUUGUCAAGAACAUCCCGGACUCGCGCGCCGAGGUCGAGAAGAUCGCGACGCGGCUCGGUCCCCUCCGCAACACGUUCUACGGCCCGACCUGGGAUGUGCGCAACAAGCCCAAUGCCGAGAAUGUCGCCUACACGAACCAGUUCCUGAACUUCCACAUGGACCUGAUGUACAUGAACGAGCCCCCGGGGUUCCAGCUGCUGCACUGCCUGCGGAACUCGUGCGACGGCGGCGAGUCACUCUUCGCCGACACCUUCCACGUGGCGCGGUCCAUGUACCAUGACCGGCGGCCGUACUGGAAGGCCCUGACGCGGCUGGACCUGACCUACGAGUACAACCACGCGGACCACUUCUACACCAACACCUGGCCGGUGUUCGAGCAGGAGUUCCCGCUGCCGCGGGAGGGCCUCCGGCGGCGGCUGACCCGCGUCAACUACUCGCCGCCCUUCCAGGCGAGCAUCACGGACCGCUACCCGGACCACGGCGAGUACGCUCUGGCCGUGAAGGCGCUGGCGUACUUCGCGGCCAAGCUGGAGGACCCCAAGAAUGUCUUCGAGCUGAAACUCGAGCCGGGCCAAUGCGUCAUCUUCGAGAACCGGCGCGUCGUGCACGCCCGCCGCGCCUUCAACACCGCCCAGGGCGAUCGCUGGCUGGCCGGUGCGUACGUCGACGAGGAUGCCGUGCUCUCCCGCGUCCGCACCGUGAUUCGCAACCGGGCCUUUAGAAAUAUCUGGAAUGAGCGCGACUACAGCCCUAUGUUUCCCAGGAUGCCAAAUCAAGCCCGUCGGAACAAGGAUCCUGAAAAUUGGAUGGCAAACGUUUGGCGAGCGGAAGACGAGUCGGAGUCGUAGGUUUUAUAUUCCUUCAUCGUGCCAUACUUGAAUAUGCAUGUGUCUCGCCCUGCAUGGCUAGAUGCCCGAAUAAAGCGGAUUGCUUGACUUGCAAAUUUUCAUCUGUCCCUCAUAAACAAUAUAUCGCAUGACUUCUACGA